CAGAGAACGACCCGGAAGUGACGGCGAGUUCAGAAAGAACCGGACGGUAACGGACCCGUUUCACACAGAGAGAUUGAGAAGAACGUUCCUCUUCUCCGAGGACACGGAGGUCUGGAUCACGACGCGUCUGCGUACAGAGGAAACAAACUGUCGUCAACAUGGAGACGAACGGAGACGACGUCAGUCAGCAGUGCUGUGGCUGUGACGCCUCCUUGUCCAGAUGUUGGUGCGUGGACUGUGGCGAGUCUCUGUGUGACGACUGCGUCUCCGCUCAUCGUCGCGUCUCUUUGACCAGAUCACACCAGAUCCUCAACCAGCCGCCAGGAAAGGUCUCGGCUCAUCCCACCAAGUUCUGCAGACUCCACCCGUGUGAGCCGCUCAAACUCUACUGCUUCACCUGCAGCCAGUUCACCUGUCGGGACUGUCAGCUGAUGGCUCACAUGGACCACCGGUAUCUGUUCGUCACGAAGGCACUGGACGGCGUCAAGAAGGGAAUUGAGGCCUUGCUUCAGCCAAUCACAUCGCAGAGAGACACAUUGAGGCGGAGCCUGCAGGACUUGCAGACCAGGCUGCAGGACAUCGCUAGAGGAGAAUCUCAGCUCGAGGCUGACCUGAACCACUCCUUCAACCUCUGCUCUCAGAUCCUGAAGGGGAGGAUGGACUUCCUGUCACGGGAGGUCAAGCGGGUGCUGAAGGCGGAGAGCGAGCUGAUCAAGCAGUGGGUGGAGAAGCUGCAGAAGCUGCAGCAGGACCAGACGACAGUGGGCGAGAUCACCGAUCGAUUCUGGGACAUGCACGACCUGCCGCUGCUGCUCAGGUACUUCACCAAGAUCAAGCUCCACCUGCAGCAGGUGAAGGAUCAGGACCUGACUCUUCCUGAAACCAUGUCUCAGCUGAAUGUCCUCGCCGACACACCGGCCGUACUCGCACUGUUAAACUUCGGUACACUUCAAGUUGCAAAGGUCCCCUUCACUGUCUCACAACCUUCCAGUCAGAACCCUCCUCCCACCUCCACCUGUCUCAAACUCGACCAGACGACCCUCCUCCAAAUUAGGACGCAUGAUGACACACUUGGUCUGUCCUCCAGCACUCACAACGCGUCCAACUCGUCCUCUGUUGCUCCUCCCACCUCAACCUCUCCUACACCCUCCAGCGUACCCCCCACCCCCGAGACCUCGACCCCUGGUGACACGGCUUCACUCGGCUGUCUUUCUGCUUUGCUACAGUUCUCGUCCACUCGGUUGAGUCCUCCUCCCACCUCAAGGUCUCUCGUGACGACACACCAGAACCAAGUAAUACAGUUGAAUCCCGUCCAGCCAGGUUCUACCUUAGUGAGUCCACAGCCUCUCACCUCCAACCACACUAGGUCGGUAAAUCUGCAGUCAUCCUUUCAGGUUCUGGAACAAAACUAUGCUCCAGAUCUUAACAAGUCCCACUCCAUCCUGACGACCAACCCUCCGAAUGUGCAGCAGUUGUCCUCCUGGCCAAUCAGUCGCCUCGCGGUCCAGCCUCCAUUAGCUAUGCUGAUCAAUCAGACGGAGUCUAUAACCUUACCUGCAAACACCUUACCCAGAAACACCUUACCCGCAUACACCUUAACUGCAAAGACCUUACGUGCAAACACCUUACCUACAAACACCUUGCCCGCAAACACCUUACCUGCAAAUACUUUACCCGAAAAGACCUUAACCAAAAAGACCUUACCCGCAGAGACCUUACCUGAAAAGACCUUACCCGAAAAGACCCUAACCAAAAAGACCUUACCCGCAGAGAACUUACCCUCAAAGACCUUACUCGAAAAGACCUUACCCGAAAAGACCUUGUCCGAAAAGACCUUACCCAAAAAGACCUUACCCAAAAAGACCUUGUCCGAAAAGACCUUGUCCGAAAAGUCCUUGUCCGCAAACGCGUUGCCUGGAAAUUCGUCGGCUGAAGAAAACACGUUGAGCAUUAAGGAACACCACGGAUGGCUCCAUCGGUGGCAGAUGCAGACAAUGGGUAAAUCGUCUGUCCCCAAGAGGCGUCCUCGACGCUCACGCAGGGGCUUGUCACGUCCUGGAAAGAGCCACUCGGCGCCACCAAAUCUCCGGACUCUGACAGAUAAGGACUCGGAUUUACCGACUGGACCUCUCGCGCCCCUGAAGCCUGAGUGCGAUGUCAUUCCUUCUUCCUCCUCGGUGAAACGCCGGCAGAGUCUGGUGGUCAGGGCAGUGGCAGACUCUGCGUGUGAUCACAGAGGGCGACGGGUGACUGCAAGGCAGCUAAAACCUUCAGAAAACAAACCGACCUCCACCUUGUCUGAAGAAUCUGAAGCUGCAGAGAACAAACCGACCUCAACCGUGUCUGAAGAAACCGAACCUGCAGAGAACAAACCGACCUCCACCAGACCAACCUUCACCAGACCAACCUCCACAGUGCCUAAAGAAUCAGAACCUCCUGGGAAACGUGGUCCAUCAACAACACAGACAGACAAAGAUGGUGCAGAGUGGAGCUCUGUGAUUGGACAGCAGGACUUCAGGCUCAGCCAGUAUCAGCCCUUGGUGUCUCUGUUCAGGCUACCAUCGUCCCUGCUACGUACUGGACAUUCCCUCCCCGGUGUCACUCUCUUCCCCAGAUAUGCUAAGCAUGAGGUUUACGUUGAAGACAUGAAUAAGGAGACUCAGUCCCACGUCUGUGACGUCACAGACGACUCCUUGGAUUUCACCAAGCCUAUAUCGUCUCCAGAGUCUCCGGAGUCUCCGGUGUUGAUGCAGAUAGUUAUCUGCUCGGCUUGUGGAUCUGCUCACAGUUCAAUAAUCUGCUCAGCCUGCGGUCGAGGAUUCCACCGAGACUGUCACGACCCCCCGGUUGGACCUGACAUGUGGACCGAGUGGAAUUGUUCGCUUUGUCAGGAUCUGUCGGACCCUUUGGACCCCUACAGCUCCGCAAGACCAGCGAGUCCUGAGGGACCCGUUCUCAGUCUGCUGGACCAGAGGAGGUGUGAAACUCUGCUGCUGCACCUGAAGGUUGAAGGGUGUAGUCGACUCGCUGAGAACAGUCGUGUUCGGUCUCGUCUCACGUUGAUAUCAGAGCGACUGAGUCGCCGCCGCCAGCCAACGUAUCAGACGACUGCAGACUUUGUCUCCGACAUCUGGAGUCUGUUCAAGGAGACGUCUUCUUUACCUCAAGACGACCUGGUUGUGAAGAAGCUGCAGCAGAGUUUUCACGUCAGGUUGAUGGAAACUUUCAGUCUGGAGCUUUGUCCCACGGAAGAGACCUUGGAUCCACAGCAGCAGCGUCCGGACGGAGACCUGAGGCAGACCAGGAAGAAGCUGAGGGAGUUCCUGGACCUGUGGGGACCGCCGGGACCCAAGAGGACGAAGACGGACCAGAUGGAGACGUGAGGACAAUGAAGAAGAUGAAUAAGACAAAGUCGUCCUCCAAACAAUCACCACUCAGUGUUCCUGUCAUUUGACCCGAUUCAAGGGGCCGUCACUCAGAAAGCUCAACAGUGUUAAAGUUCAGUUAUUGAUAAUUAACAUUUGACGUGUUGUUGACUGUCAGUUGGUUCUGACACCUGAAACACCUGGAGGCCCCGGGCUGCGAUGCUAACGCUAACGUAGCUUCUCUCCUGGUCAAAGUUCAACACGUUCGUUAAUGUCCCAACAAUCGAUCACGUUAUUGAAACAAUUCCUGUUUCGUGAUGCCACAGUCGCUCAGUAUCGGAACAGAUUCUAACACUUGGACCCGGAGAAACGCCACGAUCAAGAACGGAUUAGACACGAGCGAGUUGUUUCAACCAUUGUCAUGGAGACGGAUGUAACUCACGGUACAAGUACACGUGUGAAGUACUUCUACAAUCAGUUGACUGUCGACAGGAUGUUUUGUAAAUCAUUCAAAAUCAUUUUUAUAUCAAAAUAAAUGUUCAAUGUUUUAUAAAAAA
Molecule: messenger RNA, 3922 nt
Organism: Scophthalmus maximus (turbot)
Lineage: Eukaryota; Metazoa; Chordata; Actinopteri; Pleuronectiformes; Scophthalmidae
Gene: trim33l
Product: tripartite motif containing 33, like
Exons: 14
Coding region: 159-3383 (1074 amino acids)
Biological process (GO): positive regulation of DNA-templated transcription
Cellular component (GO): nucleoplasm; chromatin
Molecular function (GO): zinc ion binding; ubiquitin-protein transferase activity
Source: RefSeq, a predicted model, not a curated record